AUGGCCGCCGCCGCCGCCGCCUCGCUGCAUGCCACGGCGGCCGCGCUGCACGGCGCCGUUGGCAAGUACAGAUCCGCCGCUAUCCCACAAGUGGCUACGAGCGUGCGGGUGGCCGCGGGGUCGAGGCGGCCGGGCUCGGCACGGGCGCGGGGCGGGCUGGUGGUGGCCCGCGCCGCCGCUGUCAAGGAUGAGGCGGCAGGCUCCACUGCUGGCGGGCAUGAGGUCUUGAUGUUUGAGGCCCUUCGUGAAGCUAUGAUAGAGGAGAUGACUUUGGAUCCCACAGUGUGCAUGAUUGGUGAAGACGUUGGUGACUAUGGAGGUUCAUACAAGGUGUCCAAAGGGUUAUCUGAGAUGUUUGGAGACCUCCGGGUCCUUGAUACCCCUAUUGCCGAGAACUCAUUCACCGGUAUGGGAGUUGGAGCAGCAAUGAAGGGGCUGAGGCCAGUUGUGGAGGGCAUGAACAUGGGUUUCCUUCUCCUCGCAUACAACCAGAUCUCAAACAACUGCGGCAUGCUUCACUACACCUCAGGUGGUCAGUUCAAGAUCCCAAUUGUCAUCCGAGGCCCUGGAGGUGUUGGCCGUCAGCUUGGCGCGGAGCACUCGCAGCGUCUCGAGUCAUACUUCCAGUCAAUUCCGGGCCUUCAGAUGGUGGCCUGCUCUACUCCUUACAACGCGAAGGGCCUUCUGAAGGCUGCCAUCAGGAGUGAGAACCCCGUGGUUGUGUUCGAGCAUGUCCUUCUGUACAACAUGAAGGAGAAGAUCCCCGAUGAGGACUACAUCUGCUGCCUGGAGGAGGCCGAAAUGGUGCGUCCGGGCUCGCAGGUGACCAUCCUCACAUACUCUCGCAUGAGAUACCAUGUGAUGCAGGCAGUCAAGACAUUGGUGAACAAGGGGUACGACCCUGAGGUCAUCGACAUCAGGUCCUUGAAGCCAUUCGAUCUACACACCAUCGGAAACUCCGUCAAGAAGACCCACCGCGUGCUGAUCGUGGAGGAGUGCAUGCGGACCGGCGGCAUCGGCGCCAGCCUGAGGUCAGCCAUCAUCGACAACUUCUGGGACGAGCUGGACGCUCCCCCGAUGUGCCUGUCGUCGCAGGACGUGCCAACUCCGUAUGCUGCACCUCUGGAAGAUGCGACCGUCGUGCAGCCUCCGCAGAUCGUGGCCGCCAUCGAGGAGAUCUGUCGAUAGCUAGGCCGCCGAUGUGGUUACAUGUUUUCUUCCAGGACUCAAAAGCAGCCGUGAUCUGCUCGCCUUGUGGAAGUGGUUUCCAUCUUCUUAAUUUGGUAACACUGAAUUAUACGCACCCUUAGCUAUUCUUUGUCGGCCCACCUGUUAAUUCUAUGAACUUUUGUGCUCAAUGUAAGUUCUUGUACUUAUCCGUGUUGAGGGUUUUUAACUUUUUGAUCA
Messenger RNA from Lolium rigidum, 1407 nucleotides. RefSeq names its product pyruvate dehydrogenase E1 component subunit beta-3, chloroplastic-like. The coding region runs from base 1 to 1188 and encodes 395 amino acids. The transcript is spliced from 3 exons. Gene Ontology annotation, molecular function: pyruvate dehydrogenase (acetyl-transferring) activity. Gene Ontology annotation, biological process: pyruvate decarboxylation to acetyl-CoA. Lineage: Eukaryota; Viridiplantae; Streptophyta; Magnoliopsida; Poales; Poaceae. The record is from RefSeq and is a predicted model, not a curated record.